AGACGCGCGCUCAGAGUGAGUCUUGAUUAGAGAAAUACUGCAAUUGUCUUACUAUCAGUCGAGGACAAAACACUGUCUGCCUCGUUGCCUGCCUCGACCCUGGUAAAGUCCUGUAAUUCCUUUGUUAGCCAUUUCAACUCUGCUUUGAUACCCAAAUCUGGCGGACGACAAAUCUCGUGAUGGGCCUUUAUCCACUGUGGCGCUAUAAUGGCCCAUUGUCUGUCCAAUCCUCGACGAUGGUCAAAGCUGCCUUUGCACCUUUAUUAAACCCAAGCGGAAAAUCAAACUCACAAAUCCCCAUACUUAUCUCUCUCUACGAAACUUCUUCCACUAAAUCAUCAACCCCAAGCCACCCUCCGUAGCAUGGACUCUUACUCUCCUAAUCUCCCCAUUCACCAUCUUGCAGCUGCUGGACCAGCCAUUCGUCGUCCUACUCUACCUCGUAUGCUUCCGGCACUUCAUGCAGACUCGUCCGCGUCGCUCUUGACGUGUAUUUCCGCUGUCCCUCGAGCAGACAAAACACUACCUUCGCGUCCAGUCUCCAACCUGCGCGACUACAUGCCUCCCUCUGCAUCACGUUCAUCCUGGAGUGGGAUGCCAUUUGCACAAUUCGAACGUCGGCUCCUAUAUCUCGAUCAACCGGGAGACCAACCCGACGUCAGCGAGCUCCAAGCUUUCCUCACCUCCCGUAUCGAAGAGAUGAAUCGGCGGCGGCAGAUGCUUAGCCUACCGGUCUGGAAAGUGCCAAUGAACGAUCUGUCUCUGAUGCGCCAUGUCUGUAAACUUUGGUGGGGAGAGGACGUGAAAAUCCCAGAAGUGAAGAAGACGGGUAUCGGACGAGAGGUUAAAUACGAAAUUGAUUACGAGUCGAUGGCGACUGCACGGGAAAUGGAGGAGAUUCUGUUGGAUAAGCCCUUGAUUGAGAUCAGUACGAAGGAUGAGCAAGAGGAGGCCAGGAAGGUUGAGGAGAGGCGUGCGGCGGAGUCGAAGGCUUUGAUGAAGUUCUAUAGCAAACGUUAUGGUCCUUAUGGCGUUGAGAAACCUGUGAAGAUUUCACGCAAGGAUAGGAAUGAGCCCUCGGUAUUUGUGGAAUUUUGGGGCCAUCUGGGCGAUGUGUUUGGUCUUUCCACCCGCGUGAAACGACGGAAAUCUAGUCGUAGUGGUGGCGCCUCCAGGCGGCGCACUCGUCUUGGGACCAGGGUAUUUCAACGUCGGCGUCAAAAUCCUAUGUACUAACGAUUCUUGAUCGCUCGACUUUGUAGCGCGCCGGAUUCCACCCAUACCCUUCCAAUGUUGUCCUCAUUGUUGUAUAUGUAAACUAUUUUUCAUUUGACUUAUCGCCUUGUUGUUGUCUUUCGCUACCAUAUCAGACGCCUGACUUUUCAACAUCUGAAUGGAUGCAUCUAUAGUGAGGUCAUUGCGUCAGGAAACACUAUCAAGCCCCCGUCGUAACUUCUCGUGAUUCAGUCCAUUCUUCUUUCCGGAGUCAAGAUCGACCAAAGUUAUCAUUAACACACUUCGUUCAAAUAGUAUUGAUAAACUCCAGAACAGAAUGAACUUCAGGGCAAAACAAGAAGAUCAGACUGCUGUCGGGGAGAAAAACAAGGCUAUCUAUCUGUCAAGGAAAUGAAGGGGGAGGGGAGGGGGGGGUGUCGAGAUAUUGUUGCUGAGGAUAGGGAGAUUCCCGGUGCAGCAGCAGUCACAUUAC
This is a messenger RNA of Lentinula edodes (shiitake mushroom), 1708 nucleotides long. RefSeq lists its product as uncharacterized. The transcript has a single exon. The record is from RefSeq and is a predicted model, not a curated record. The coding region runs from base 364 to 1236 and encodes 290 amino acids. Lineage: Eukaryota; Fungi; Basidiomycota; Agaricomycetes; Agaricales; Omphalotaceae.